UUAGGCCUAUUUCUUUGAUUCACAUGCAUUGAUAUAGUCAGAUAUUUUCUUUCGGUUGCCUUCUCAAACUUUCUCUGCAGCAGCAGUGUUUAUUUCUGCUUUGUAAAUGCAUUUAAUUUCAUGGAUUUUUUCGUAACAAUCUCUUAAUCUUCAGAAGAGAAGUGAAUUCGCCGUGUCGCGAGAAGUGAAUCAAACAGACGCUCUCCAUGUUUCGUGUGAUUGGCUGUUUGCCGCAGGUGUCACACUUUCAGGUGCACGCGCUUCAGAGUUAAUCGCAAACUCUGGAUUAAACCUGAGCUGACAGAGAAUGUUUAUAGCGUUGUGAGCCCGUUGAGCCUGAUCUAAUAACCAGGUUGGAUUUAUAUAGAUUUAUCAACUCCAAACAUACUUUGAAACUCAGUAUUUGUUUAACUAGGUGUGUGAGGGAAAGAUUAAAAAACCACAUCCGUGUGAUCAGAAACUCCACGCUCUUACAACACUCACCUGGAAAAGACUGACUUGUUUUUUUUUUUCUUUUCUGUCAUAUAAUAUCUCAACAAAAGCAAUGAAGAAUCAGUGAUCAAUGAAGCACGAAGAUUAAAAACUUUCAGGAAGGAUUUGAAGUGUUUGUUCCUGAACAGACAGAAGAUCUUUGUGAUUAUUCAUUUUUUAAAGCUUUGAUUCAGAAAGUGAAAGUAAAGAUCAGAUUUCUGGAGCUCAAACACUGAAAAUGGCUUCACUGUCUGAAGAUGAUUUGUCUUGUCCUGUGUGUCGUGAAAUCUUCAAGGCUCCUGUUCUUCUGUCAUGUAGUCACAGUUUCUGUAAAGAGUGUCUUCAACAGUUCUGGAGAACCAAGGAAACUCAGGAGUGUCCUGUCUGUAGGAGAUUGUCAAGACACGAGCCUCCAUGUAAUCUUGUGUUAAAAAACUUGUGUGAGUCCUUCCUGAAGGAGAGAAAUGAGAGGCGUUCAUCUGGAUCUGAGGAGAUCUGCAGUUUACACAGUGAGAAACUCAAACUCUUCUGUCUGGAGGACAAACAGCCUGUGUGUUUAGUGUGCAGAGAUUCACAACAACACGAAAAUCAUAAAUUCAGACCCAUCAGUGAAGUGGUUUCAUCAUAUAAGGAGGAGCUUAAUACAGCACUGAAGUCCUUACAAGAGAAACUUAAACACAAUGAAAACAUUAAAGGAGAGUUUGAGAAAACAGUUCAACACAUCAAGUCUCAAGCUGAGCACACAGAGCAUCAGAUUAAACAACAGUUUGAGAAGCUUCAUCAGUUUCUCAGAGAUGAAGAAGAAGCUACAAUCACUGCACUGAGGGAGGAAGAGGAGCAGAAGAAGCAGAUGAUGAAGGAGAAGCUGGAGGAGAUGAACAGACACAUCUCAGCUCUUUCACACACAAUCAAAGACAUGGAGGAGAUGAUGAAAGACAAUGAUGUCUGCUUUCUGAAGAAGUUUCCAGUCUCAAUGGAAAGAGUCCAGAUCUCACAGCCGGAUCCACAGAUGGCUUCUGGAGCUUUGAUUCAUGUGCCACAUUACUUGGGCAACCUGCAGUUCAGAGUCUGGAAGAAGAUGCAGGACAUCAUCCAAAACAGUGAGUCUGGAGAAGCUCCUGUGAUUCUGGAUCCAAACACUACUCAUCCAUCUCUCAUCCUGUCUGAUGAUCUGACCAGUGUGAGAUACAGCGGGAUCAAUCAACUGCUUCCUGACAAUCCAGAGAGAUUUGACUGUUAUCAGUGUGUUCUGGGAUCAGAGGGUUUUAACUCAGGAACACACUGCUGGGAUGUGGAGGUUAAAGAGAAUUCAUGGUGGGUUCUUGGAGUAACUACAGCAUCAAACCAGAGGAAGGGACUUGAUUUCUAUAAAACUGAUGUCUGGUGGGUGCAGUAUGGACUUAGUGGGUCUGGUUUUCAUGUUAAACAGAAUCUUGAUCAUGUGAGAGUGUAUCUGGACUAUGACAGAGGAACGGUGUCAUUCUCUGAUCCUGUAACUAACACACAUCUACACACAUUCACAACCACCUUCACUGACACACUCUUUCCAUUCUUUGAAUUUUCUAACUCUCUGAGGAUCUUACCGGUCAGUAGUCAGUAAUCAUGUUUCCGGUAUUUAAUCCAAAUCACGCGUAAGAGUGCUGUUAAUCUGAAUAUCAGUAAGGCUGUGAUUGGGCCACAGGUGAUCACAUGACUGAUUUCCAGCACUACAGUAACACUCACAGGCCCGGUUUCAUAGACAGGGCUUAGGCUAAGCCAGGAUUAGGCCUUAUUUCAUUUAGGGCAUAUAAGUAGCUUUUAUAAAUGUGCCCUAGAAAAAACAUAACUGGUGUGCAUUUUGAGACAAAACAAUAGCAGUGACAUAUUUUAAGAUAUGUCAGUGCAAGUUGUUUUUUAGUUAAACAGCUCAAACAUGCAUUUUAGUCUAGGACUAGCUUAAGCCUUGUCUUUGAAACCGGGGGACAGUCUCUUAUUGCUGUUAUACAACAGAUCAAUAAACAAGUAGUUCGAAAGUUUAUUCAUCUAAGAUUAAUCAAUCUGUAAAAUCAUUGUUCAUAAAGUCCAUCCCAUUUUGUCUGCUGAGGUGAAGUUAAUAUCAAAUUACUAAUUUUAGUCUCAAUUAUUACGUUUGGGGAUGUGUUUUCGGUGUGUGUGCCUCUCUCUCUCUCUAGACAGGGAAGAUUGUUGUCAUUUGUUUCUUUUUUCUUUCACAUAGGUUAUUUAGAGUUCCUGGGUUUAGUUAGGGACCUGUUUUGUUUAUUAUUUUGGCACUGCCAAAUCCUGAAGAGAUUGCCUUGUUACUGUAUAGUGACAAAAGAGACCUAAAGAAUAAAUAAAUAAAUGAAUAAACAUACAG
Molecule: messenger RNA, 2827 nt
Organism: Ctenopharyngodon idella (grass carp)
Lineage: Eukaryota; Metazoa; Chordata; Actinopteri; Cypriniformes; Xenocyprididae
Product: nuclear factor 7, brain-like
Exons: 6
Coding region: 710-2071 (453 amino acids)
Molecular function (GO): protein binding; zinc ion binding
Source: RefSeq, a predicted model, not a curated record